AGAAAAUGGAAUCCCACUUCAAAGGUUGCCACUACAGUCGCAGAGGUUGCCACUAAAUUUAGUCAGCAAUCAUUUUAUGAAAUUUAGCUGUCCUCUUUUUGACGUACCAAACUCCGUUUACGUCCCAUGAAGAUGCCAGCUUUCCGACGCCGACCACGCCCUCAGAUAUUUAUCAGUUUCCAAGGAAACGACGACGACCUGCGCAAAGGAUUUGUCAGCCAUGUCGUGAAGGCCUUAAAAGACGCACGGGUCAACGUUUUCUUAGAUAGCGAUGAUCGAUGGGAAAGGAGAGGCCCUCAUCAUCAUGACCACCUUUUCUUCAGGAGGAUCGAAAAAUCGGAACUCGCUCUUGUGAUCUUCUCUGACAAAUACGCAGAGUCAAAACAGUGCUUGAAUGAGCUGAACAAGAUCCAUGAGCGCGUGACCGAAGAGGAACUCAUGGUGAUCCCCAUCUUCUACAAAGUGAACAUCGAAGAAGUUAUUAAUUUGGAGGGAAGAUUCGGGAAAUGUUUUGAGGAAACGAUGAUGACACAAGGGAGGCAGAAUCAUCAAUUGACCCAUCACAUCAUGGGAUGUCUAAGGUCUAUUGCUAGAAAGCCUGGUUUCACUUCAGGAUACUAUAGCAACGAUAGCGAUCUUGUGGAAGCGAUCAUUCAGGGCAUUAAGAAAAAAAUACCAUAUAUAUCGGCAAAACAAACAAUUGGAGAAGAAGUUUUGGCAGAACUUCUCUCCGCUUCAGUGGUUGCGGCUUUGUGUUUUUACUUUAUCCCUAUAGCUGUUUUCUCGGAUUUGGGUUUCUUCAUUAGCCCACGUUGGUAUCUAGCUGUUCUUUUGUUGUUUGUCGUUCGGCAUAGUCUCCGAUUGAUUCAGAGCUGAUGGGUUAAAGUGGAAAAGAUGACACGUGAAUCUCAACGUACGCUAUAUUGCAAACGAUCAAUGAUCUCUUUUUUUUUUUUUUAAUGCUUUUAUGUUGUGUAUAUAUGUUUUU
Messenger RNA from Camelina sativa (false flax), 988 nucleotides. RefSeq names its product TIR domain-containing protein-like. Lineage: Eukaryota; Viridiplantae; Streptophyta; Magnoliopsida; Brassicales; Brassicaceae. The record is from RefSeq and is a predicted model, not a curated record. Gene Ontology annotation, biological process: signal transduction.